CGUUGGCUGGGAUUUCUAAAGAGAGUUUUCACAAGAUCCAAAGGCAUCUAUACAUCCCUCUGAUGUCAGGACAGCACACUUGGCAAGUUGCAGUCCAGCGCCCCAAAAUCUGGAGGCAUCAGUCCUUGAUGAUGAAAUAUGUCUUCUCAGUUUAUUGUAAGGCUAUUUUUUAAAGAAACAACAAACUUUUCCCCUAAUCUCUGGCUCCUGAAAACAGAGAGAUCUUUUUCAUUCUUCUUCCUUAGAAGAAUUUCAGGUAAUUCAGCCAGACUCAGACACCUGAGUGGACAGAUCCUUCCUUCUUGACCUCACUGGUGGACAGUCUGCCUCCUCCACGCUGCCGCCUGGAUCCUGCCCAGUACCAGUGGCAUUGUUAGCGGUGACAUCCAGAUGGAAAGGAGAAAUUACCAGCGAAGGUGACCACCUAGCAGCCCUACAUCUGCAGUCUUUUCCUGCUAUGGAAAGGAAAAUCUGGAUCCGUGCUUCACCGUGACAGUCACUGGAUAGGACAGACAGUAAAUGUCUUCAGUCAUGCUGGUACCGGUGACAGGCUGGUGUCUGCCUACUGCGGUUGGCUUUAGCACCGAAAAACAUGGUGAGAUGUGUUGAGGUGAAAAGCAAGGAAGUGCCAGCAGGCAAAUAGCACAGGGCAGUUUUGGAGGAGCCUGAGGUGACCUGUGCUGGCCACCCCCAGGUUUCCCUUGUGGGAGAAUGCUGGGAGGAAUGGGUUGGUCUGACACUGAGUAAGGGCUUCUGGGUUUGGUCCAGACACUCGUGUGUCACCACGCAACACUUCAGCUCUUGUGUGAAUGCCUCCUGGAGCUGCCAGCUGUGAACACGCCACCCAGCCAAAAGCACACCCAGCUCCUGCUGCCCGCGUCCCCAGGGCAGGCGACAGACUUGUGGAGCACAAGGAAAACAGAGGGAGGAGUCCCCAGGAGGCAGUGGAAGGAGUGACCCUUCCCCACGUGCUGCUGGGCUGCAGCAGACCCCCCCUCCAUGCCCUUUGGACCCUUCUGUAUGUCCCUGCCCUCUGCAGCAUCCUGGGGCAGCAAGCCACAGCGUCUAAUGACCCCAUGUGAAGACAAGUCCUUUUUGUUUAUUUUAAACCUACUGUCUGGACAAAUUCUCCUCACGCACCCAGUUUUUUUGCAUUAGGAGGAGCAAGGAAUGAUUGCUCACUCGUUGCCUUCCCAUUUUGUGAUUUGGACUUUGUCUCCUCUCCACCAGCCUCGCAGUUUCGGGCCGCUCUGCCGUCAGCCACCCGGGAGCUGCUCCGCCGCGUUGCCACGAUACCGGCUGCAUCUGUCCAUCCAUCUCCGAAACGGCACCCGGCCUGCGCCGGGACCCCGGGCAGUGCCUGGCAUGGGGAGCGGGGACAUCCGUCCCCUGCUGAUGUGACCCUGAUGUGUGGAGGUGACAGAGCUCACACCUCCGAGCGUCUCCCCAUGCGGCAGCGGCCAGUUGCCCGUCCUCCAUUCUCCGGUCCACCGCCACUUCCUCGGCAGCGCAGGAAAGCCUCACGCUGCUCCGUGCUCAGCGCUGUCCCUGAUCCUGGUGUCCCCAUGCAGGAUCCAGCCCUGGCACACAGCAGCCAUCCCCAGUACGAAGAGCACCGGGCUCGGGGCAAUGCCUGUGGCCCGUUUGCCCUCGCCUCACCAACCUCCUCAGCUCUGUGGCCUCGAAACCUGCUGGAGCGGCACCCUCUGGCAUGGUGCGUGGGUGCCAGCUGGUUCUCCGAGCUGGCUCUGCAGAGGAUGGUGCUGGGGGAGCCCUGGGUGGGCCAGGCCAGCCUGCCAGGGCUUGGGUCCCUCUUGGCAGGGCUCUGAAUCAUUUGGCCUCUUGCCUGGGAGAUGCUGAACAACAUCACCAGCUCUGAUCUCAGUGCCCCUGACACCUCCAGUGAGUUUCGCUGCCCGCAGCCAGCUGCAGAGGGUGCUGGUGGCUGAGCCAGGGCCCCUCCUUCAGCCCCCUGCUGCUCCCAGCCUUGUCUUGCUUCGCACAGCCACCUCCUCCAGCCCUCCCCUGCCUUCCCCUUUUAAAAGCCAGCUUGCUCAGAGCUUGUCAUAAUCCCACAGCUGUCUCCUCAGCAGACUUCUUACUGCAGGGACCCGCUGUUUUUUCUGGUUAGAACGGAGGCGGGGGCAAUGGUGCUUUGAUGAGAAAGGUCUCCCCAGCUCCAGGGCUCGCCGUCCGAGCCCCGAGGGUACUUCUUCCCUUCCAGCCCUUGGCAGACCGCUUCAAGAGGGAGAGGAGCGCGCUGCUCAGCACCGAUGGGUGAGGUCUGCAUCCGCAGCCAGAGCUGGAGGGAUGGUGGGGCUGCGUCAGUGUGAUGCCAGCCGCUCAGGACAGGAGACAGAGACUUCCCCAGGGAGCAGCUGUGGCCAGAGCUAUAGGGCAGGAGCCAGGACGAGUUACCACGGUGGCCCGGGGCACCAGCACUGGCAUGCAACCCGCGAUUCGGCUCCCUGCAUCUGCCAACUCCACCUGUAGAAGCAAGCAGACGGGAUCUGACCCGAGGUGUGUCUGCAGGCCCUUUCCUCACCAAAGAGGCUCCCAGGACAGAAGGAGCUGACAACCUGCGUUUGGCAGCUGUGCGGAACUGAGAUGCCCCAGGGAAGCGCUAGCACAGGCAGGCGGCUUGCCCACAGCCCCAUGCAGGCAAGAAGGAGCAUGGACAGCCUGGAGGACAGGUGGGAGCCGCUUGGUGCAGCCUCAUCUGAGAGCACCACAGCUCCCUUGCUGCCCACGUGCUCAAGCUGGACUUGUUCGAUAUAUUAUAAUGCCCACUGCGUUCACUGAGCUCUACAUUGCAGGAGUGAGUGCUGACCUGGAGCAAGCUCUGUAAGCCCCUGACUUGGAUGUGCAGUGGAACAGAAAUAGGAGUUCCUGUGAACGUCUCCUGGAAGCAGCACUGAGGCUUCACUGGGCUUGUUUUAUGUACUUAGUUGUUCUCCACAGGAGGAAGCAGCUGGAUGGGAAAAAAGGCCCCCAAAGCAGUGUUAGCUGCUGCCUGCUGGCUGCAUGGGCUCCCAGCAUGACGCCUGCUUUGCCUCCAAAGGGAAAGCAGAGCUCUUUGUGCCUUUGUUUAGCUCUUAGGUCUUCACAUGACUUCCUGUGCCCCUGCUGCUCCUUGGAGACAACUCCUGGACCGAACCUGUCAUCCUUCCGGAAGCCACUGGGGAGGCAAAGGGGUCAGUGUAUCCUGCUGUAAAUGGGAGCACGUGCCCUGCACAGCGAAGCCCGGGCAUUGCCACCAACAGCGUGGUGGGACCAGCUCCUUCCGUCCCGGCUCUGGAGAGCAGUGGGCAAAGCCAGCAGCUGCAAGGGCCAGCAAUGCCUCCCUGCCGGUUCCUGCUGUCCCCACUGCCACCCGGCAGUCCUGUCCUAUGGCUAUGAGAUCUCCACUUCUUGUGGUUUGGCUCCUGUUUAAUGCCCCCAAGGCAUUAAAGACCCUCUGUGGCUCAGUCAGGCUGCUGCGUGUGGACCAGCAGCUCCAACACCCCAGCGGUGCUGCUUACUGUGACAAGUCUCAUCCCCUGGGAGCAACCAAGAAGCCCUGCAGGCCCGUCUGCAUGGGGCCACCACUGAAACAAGAACUGUUAUCCCCAGAGUGACGCUUGUGAAGCCCCAUCAUGCAUGGCUAACCUACAUCAACCCUAAAUUCCCAGAAGAGCAUGAGGCAAGGCCUGGCACAGCACAGCAACCAGCACGACUGGCUCCUGCAAGGGUCUCCUGAGGUUGCAGCUCCUCGUGUGUGCUGUCACGGUGGGGUGGUGGCAGCCUGCGAGGUGCAGUCCUGCCUCCAGACACAGCCUGCCUCCAGCUCAGCUGCAGAGCCUGGUCCUGAGGGCAUCACGGGAGCUGCUGGCUUCUGAGCCCCUGGUGUACAGGAGAGCAGAAGACACUUUCUGUUGCAUUGCUGCAGCCAAGGUGAGGACAGCGGCAGGGACCAGGAGACGGAGUCAGGGUGCCAUAGCAUUAAGCCAGCCACCAUCGUGUGCUUCUGCUCUCUCGCCAUCAUUUCACAGUCAGUUUCAACUGGUGUAAUCCAUCCCCCUCUGUCCCUUUCCUUGUCCCACACAUGGGUGGGUGGCAGCAGGAACAGGGAAAUGAUUUGGGGAAAAAUAGCCUGGGGUGGUCGGUCGAGCCUGCCUGCUCACACGUGCUGUGCUGUGCUUCCCUUUGCCACCACAGAGAGGGAUUUGGUGUCUGAAGGUGGUUCAGAUGAGGAGGUGAUGGGGAGGUUUUUGGCGUUCAGCUGCUUGGACACAAGGUACCUACGGCUGCUUUUGUGCCUGAACACAGCUGGACACCCACAACGUGCCUGGGCUGUGUCCGCAUGCAGGGUCUCUUGCCUGCACCACUCUCCUGCCCGCAUGGUUUGGAUCCUUGAGCAUCUCUGGCUGGGUGGGCGCUCAGGGCAAUGAUGAUGCAGGCUGGUGGGUUUGGUUGUAGGGAAUUGGUUCAGGAUGGAUCUGAGAUUUUUCUAUGUCUUGGGUGAGAGGUUGGGAUGACACAGGUUCAGUGACAGCUCCCAAAUUGGCCUGGUUUUGUUCCCGGCAGAAGAGCUGCGGCUGGCUCAGAGUGGCGUGUGAUGCUGCAGGACGGGUUGGGCUGCCCUGAGCCUGCUCUGCAAGUCUGGGACGUCUCCAGUUACCCAAGCCCAGGAGCGAGCUGCAGUGCUCCACAUGUUUUCCCUAGUUUAGAGGAGGUUUGGAUGCGACCCACUGCUUCUCCAUCAUCCCCCUGCUGGUAUGUUCCAAGAAGCCUUCUGUCCCUCAGGCAGGCUGCGCACUUGGGGCAUGCAGGAUGCAGCUGGCAGACUCUCAGCAGUCAAUCUCAAUCCCUCCUCGAGGUCACGGCUGUCAGGAAGCCCAAGUCUGCAUUUCUUGGAGAGCCACGGCCCAUUUCAAACGAAGCAAUCAAGAGGCUCAUCAGCUUUGGAAGGAAAACAACAUCCUUUUCAAGAUGGAUAUAACUGCCAGAACGCCUUGCAGGGGAGGUGGUAGCCUCUUGCCUCUCACGGGGGUCAGGGUUCAGCCCUGAAGUCCCUGUUAGGAAGUGACAGCUCUCCACAUCUCCAGGGCCCCUCUGUUGUGCUGUGCUGACUGGCAGGGGAAACAUCCAGCUGAGGGCAUGCCGCCCUCAUUACCUUCCGGCCCUGCUGUGCUCAAGUCCUGUGUCUCCUGCUCAUCCUGCAGCUGUGCUGGUCUGGAUCCAGCGUGGUCACAGGAUCCCACCCACCAAAUCAGAGAGCAGAAAGGUGUUCCUGAUAAGCUCUGUGCUUUCGCUAGGGGCUGAAGGACAGCUUUUCCGGGCCUGCAGUUACAGCCAGCCCAGCUACCCGCAGCAGGGCUGGCAGGGACACGUCCAGCCGACACCACAGAGCCCACGCGGGCCUGAUCCCGCCUCAGCCCCGCAGCAGCCCUGCUGGAGCUGCAGGUGCUGGCCCAGGGGUGGCCUCGCUGCGGGGCAUUCUUCCACCGCCUCAGCCCGUGCAUGGAAAUAAAGGUGCUGGGCUGGCUCGGGUGGGUCGGCUGGGUCCCGCAGCCGCUGCGAGGCUGCUGCGUGCUUGCUGCUUCCCCCGAGGCACAGCUGGUGUCACCGACCGGCCCCGAAUUCAUCCUGGAAAUAAAAUCCACAAAGGAAGAAUUUGCAACAGAAGCAGCGGAGGGACCUCUACGUUCUUGCACUGAGAGUCUUGCACUGUGUAAGAGUGUUGUGUCCCUUCUAGACGUUGAAACACUAAAACUGGCAAGUGUUUGAAGGCAUGGCUAUAGUGAAUCCAGCUGUGCUCCAAGCGUCAUCUCGGGACACAAAGGAAAGAAACCAGCCCCCUGUAAUGGGCAUUGCGACUCCAAAGAAGGCAGUGAUCGCGUUAGAUGCCAUGAAGGUGUUAGAUCCACGCUGGUUAAAACCUGAUAGCAUUGAAACAGAAAGAGUCGUAUCUGUCUUGGAUGAGACAAUUGCCAAGCUGGAGCUGAGCAGCUUGAUUCCACGUAUUAUCGACUCACUGGAUAGGUUUUCUGCUCUGCUGGGACCUGAGAUCACAAACAACCUAAUUGAGCACCAAAAGCUUUCAAGCAAAAUGGAGCACCUGCUUGCCAGCGCUGAAGAAGAGGACACCAUGAAAGCUGAGGAGCAAAGGGUCUCUCUCUGCUUGCUCGAACAACAGCUGAAGUGUUCUGUUAGAAAUAUCCUGAGGCUUUUACUGGCCAGCCCUUCACUUUGUAAGGCUCUGAAAUACGAAGCUGGGCCAAGAGAGCCAUCAGCUGAAGUGUUUAUCAAAGCCUUUAGGGAGUUCAGGAAUUUCAUGUGUGAGCGACUCCUGACUAGUCCCACAGAAGAGGAAGAAACGGUUCAGUUCAUGGAAGAUGUCUCCCUCCGGAUUAAGAAAAACACUGAAACAAUCACAGCUUCGCAGGCAAAACUGGUGGCAGCAAUCUGUACUCGAGAUGAGGAGGUUCAGAAAAAGGACGAUAUGAUCAAAGACCUCAAAAAGAGCAUGCAAGAUCUAGCUGAAGACUGCAAGACCAACAUUCUGCAGGUCAAGUGGGAAGGAGAAAAACAGCAAAAAGAGGAGCUGCGAGCUUCUCGGGCCAGGUGUGCCAGCCUACAGCAGGACGUUCAGCAGCUAGGAGCACAACUCAAUAAGCUGGUACUGGAGCAUCAAGCAUCAGAGCUGGCUCUCAGAAAGAGGAAGUGCAGAGCAGAGACGGAAAUUCUGAACUGGAUCCAGAAAUAUGACACAGACAUGGCAGAAAAACAGGCUGAGUAUGAGGAGGUUCAUGCUGCCUACACCAAGGAGAAGGCCCAGUUGUCCCUGCUGAUGGAGAAACACGCUCUGCUUCUCCAGGAGUAUUCCCAGAUCGAGGAGGAGCGCAGGAUAUGUCAGGAGAAGAAGAAGGCGGCUUUGGAGGAGUUGGCCACCAUGACCCUUGCUGCCACCCGCAUCCAGGCCUUCUGGAGAGGCUACUUGAUUCGGUCCACCUUCAAGUUAAGAAAGAAGAGGAAGGGCAAGGGCAAAGGCAAGGGCAAGGACACAAAGGCUAAGAAAUAAUCACAGAAUCUAUUUUCUUUCCUUCAUCCUCUCCUGGCAACGCUGCUGACUCCCCUGAGACUGAGCUCGUCCAGAUAAAUGCAUUAGAGCUGAGAUAAUAUUUGCAUUAAGGCUCCAGCUGUCCAGGGGUGGAGUUGCCUCUCGUAGAUUGGGUAUAUCAAAGUGGUGACAUGAAGACAUGUCUCUCCAUUUUAGGUUUAGCUUUGCUGCUCUGAAAAGGAGGAGGAGGUCUCCUGGUGAAGGGACUGGGCCAGGAGUGCAGAUUCCUGGUUUCUCUCCCUUGCCCAUACUUUGCUUCUGUGUCAGCACCUGGUUUAGAACUUUACCCCUGACUUUCACCAGGUGCUGACACGCAAGGUGUAGAGAAAUGGCACAAGGCCCAACAGGGUAUCGCUCCUGGAAAUUCGCAUUUUUCAUCAGGGGACAGCCGAAGGGUGGGAUGUGGCACAGCCCAGCUCGUGCUCUGCUCCUGAUCAUACAAGUCGCUCCCCAAGCCCAGCAGCAAACCGUGCCCCAUUUAAUGCCUAUUCCCGUUUUGACAGCACGCUCUCCUCUGGAUUCUCCAGGGCCUAAUGCCCUGAGAGCACACUGCAGCCUUUCCCUUUCACAGGGCCUCGAGUCAAUUAUUUAAUUCCUCUCUCUCUGCUUCUUAUUCUCAGUAACCAUGUAGAAACUUUGUAGCAUGGAGCUCUUUGCUCCUGUGCCUGCCAGGGCUGAAACUGGGCAUGGGUAGUUUUACAGAGCGCUAUGUCUUACGUGUUUCAUUUUCUUGGGGAACUAGGCUGUUGUAUGUAACCAGUGUGACCCGGGCAGCUCCUCUCACAUAUUCUUCACAUUUAACAGGUCUCAGAGUAAACAGUUUUUUGAUC
Cygnus olor (mute swan) is the source of this 7932-nucleotide messenger RNA. It is a transcript of the gene DRC10, whose product is annotated as IQ motif containing D. Lineage: Eukaryota; Metazoa; Chordata; Aves; Anseriformes; Anatidae. The coding region runs from base 5774 to 7063 and encodes 429 amino acids. The transcript has 5 exons. The record is from RefSeq and is a predicted model, not a curated record. Gene Ontology annotation, molecular function: protein binding.